AUCCUAGUUUACCUCAGAAACGCUCAAUUGGCUAUUCAUUCCACAUGAAAAGAAAAGGGUCACGAACUCUACUGUGUUCAGUCGUUAAAAAGCCCAUUUAAACCCACUUGGUAAGUGAUCCUCCACCCUCCUCCUCAUCUCUCCGUCUUACUCUCCGAGAUACUCCCUUGAUCCGUCCACUUCGCACAUCACCUCAAACCCAUACCCCUACUAGAUUCAACAGAGACACGAUACACUCAUACGUGGAGCAUAAACAUACCCCCGAGAAACUUCCGGCAUGAAGCUGGUCUUCACGCUCGCAACCUCCGCCCUCCUGGCGACGGUCCCCGUCAUGGCCUCUCCCAUUAUCCCCACCACCGCGGCCGGCGAGAAGGACACCGUCAUCGUUAGUGCCACAACCGUUUUCAACAUUAUCCAUCCCACCACUUCGAUUGUCAGUGUUCGACAUGAGGUGUCAGAGACUGCUGAGAAAUCUGGCUUGGACGUUGAUAAGUCUGACAAGUCAGACGAGUCCGUUUAUACUACGUCCGACUCUGAAUAUGCGAUCUCUGGCCAGGAUGCCUUCUCCUCUUCCGAGUCUCACCUGAAUUUCCUCACCCGCCGCAGUGGUCUCCCGAAAGGGCUCCACUGCGCUCACCACGGUGCUUUCUGGUUCGCCGGCUGCAUAAAGAAUGAUCCCAAAGAUUGCUGGUGUAACUACGUUAAGGCGUGGAGUGUCACUUGGCACCGCGAAAGGCCUGUUCGUGAUAGCGACGGCCAACCUUAUAUAAGACGGGGGGUAGCUAGGACUGUCUUCAAUGGUACGGAAGGAGGAGCGGGGAGGAUGGAGAUGAAGCAGGUGGACAAACUUCAAGCUCGUGACGGGCCCAAUGUGGUGUAAGUGCCAACGAAGGGAAAAGUUGAUCGAAGCUUGUGGACUUGGAAAGGGGGCAGGAUAUGGGUCCGCACUGGGUUGCUAUCAUUGGGG
This is a messenger RNA of Neurospora hispaniola, 967 nucleotides long. RefSeq lists its product as uncharacterized. The record is from RefSeq and is a predicted model, not a curated record. NCBI's taxonomy places the organism in Eukaryota, Fungi, Ascomycota, Sordariomycetes, Sordariales, Sordariaceae. The transcript has a single exon. Bases 278 to 880 code for a protein of 200 amino acids.